Pomacea canaliculata is the source of this 2199-nucleotide messenger RNA. RefSeq lists its product as uncharacterized. The coding region runs from base 166 to 1167 and encodes 333 amino acids. The transcript has 6 exons. Lineage: Eukaryota; Metazoa; Mollusca; Gastropoda; Architaenioglossa; Ampullariidae. The record is from RefSeq and is a predicted model, not a curated record.
UGUCAUUUUGGAAUAGUUUCCCCUGAACGCUGCUUACCUAGCAACCGCAGUCGCUACGAAGCAAAGCUCCGUAACAGUGCUGUGCAAAUCUACGUAUAGGGUCUCAAAAGCUCAACUAAGACGAACUGAUAAAAAUUAUUUCCUAAAGCGAAAUAUUUUCAUAAAAUGAGCGAUUUCCAAGAACUGAAAUACGGCGACAGGCGGCAGGACUGGCACCAGACAAGUACUGAAGUCGGCCAUCAUUACAGGCCAGGAUAUUAUUUUCCAGACACCGAGUUUACCACUAUCAUAAGAGAUCCUCUUCCUCCUUAUUUGGCCAAAGAAGAUGAGCUCACUAGAGGGCAGCACUAUCAAACUACAUCAGGAUUUUACCACGACAGGAAACCCCACACUUUGUUAUAUGGAGAACGCAUUCACAAGAAAGCUCCAGGCCACUGGAAGGUCAACUACAUCAAGGACCUUGCUGAAAAGAUAGGAAAAGGUGGGUGGAGGCAGCCCCUGACAAUGGGAAAUCAGCUGAGCGAGAUGAAGGCUGAGUACAAUGGGCAGCCUGGUCUUAGAGAAAAAUACAACUUUGAGGAGGUCUUCUAUCCACAAAACUUUACUCUACAAGAUCAUCACAAAGAUGGACCAUCAAAGUAUGGUGAAGGCUCAACCCAGAACCCAAAGCUUCAAGGAGAACCAUUCUAUGUGCGAGACAAGGGCAUCUUGCAUAAUCUGGAUCCUUACCUCAGCACAACACACAAGGACCAUCGCUCAUUCAAGCUGUCUGAACUGAAAGGUUAUGCCAAAAAGGACAUACCAACAUUUUGGGACUGUGAGGAGUACCCAAAGGCUUGGGGUCAUGGGCAGAAACACAACUCACUUCCUAAACACACUGUACCACGAGAAAAGCUGCCAAUGAGAGACACAAUGGUCUUCCCAACUGCUACUAAAAUCCCACGCCCUCCUAAGGCCAUGAUUCCAGUGCCACAUCAGGGCCUGAAAUCUGAAUAUGCAGGCAACUAUGUGCCACAAGACCAUGUGAGACAGAAGGAGAAUUAUUACUGUGCAGUUGACACUCCAUUUGUACUUCCUAACCCUGGAACUAAAUCCAUUUUCACUGCACCUAAGAUGUACAACACUGAGUAUCAGCACAUUGGAAGCAAUAAACCAGUCACUGUGUGAUAAUCCACCUCCAAAAUCUGACUCCAUGCAGUAUGCAAGCAUGCAAAUCUGCAGCAUUCGUUUAAUUUCACAGUUUUCCUGUAAUAGUGUUAUUCAACACUUCAACUUCUUUUCUUCCUUAUUUACCAUACCAGUAGAAAGAUGCAACAUGACUGUGACUAAUGCUCACAGCUACUAAAUAGGCUAUGUGUGCAACGAACUAAGGUCCAAAAGAAUUGGAUUUUUUAAGGCAGUUGAGAGACAAAAUACUGCAUGAGUGGGUUAGAAGAGAGAGCAGUGCGAGUCAAGUGCAGAGUAUGAGAUAAGUAGCAGACAGUCAAUGAGAAGCAGCAAAAAUGUAGUUGAAGAUGCAUAGUUUUGUUUAUUAUAACUAUUUUAUCAUUUAUUGACUAGAAUGAGGAUAUUGUACCAAGAGCUUGCAGGCAAUGGCCAGAUAUUUUUUGGAAUUAAAAAAUUACUUGAAUAAUAUAAACUAAGUUGCACAGGUGCAUCGAGAAAUAUCCACUGAAUACUUUGAGACAGUUUGAAAAGUGUCUUACAGUAAUUUACACAACAUGCAAAUAAUGUGGUCAAAGAUUAAAUUAUGACCCAUGACUUUUAUAAACCUGUGUCUGCAAAGACAUUAUGAAAGAAAUUUACACACUUCCUAAUGCAUUUUCACGGAACACUUUUACGACUUUGCUUUUAUGCACAUAAGCAUGCGAGAGAGAGAGAGCGCAGAAAAUCAUCCUGGAUGAGGUGGGAACAGGCAGGAGGGUGUGUGUGCGCGCACGUUUGAGAGAGAGAGAGAGAAAUGGGAGUACAAUUGCCAUCAUAAUCUAUUUUGUUAAAAUAAAAUGUGUAUAAAUAUAAGAUGACACUUUUACCAGUAUUACAACUGUAGUAUGUACACCGUUUAAAUUGAUACAAACAUAUGGCUUUUGAUGUGUUAAUAAACAUGUGUUAAGGAAUGUUUCAAGAAUUGUUUACUGCUGUAUUCAGUAAAAUCUAUUUAUUUAUUCAGUGACCAUUAAUAAAGUCUGUUUUUGUGCA